This is a messenger RNA of Osmerus eperlanus (European smelt), 3325 nucleotides long. It is a transcript of the gene bcar3, whose product is annotated as BCAR3 adaptor protein, NSP family member. Gene Ontology annotation, molecular function: phosphotyrosine residue binding; guanyl-nucleotide exchange factor activity. The record is from RefSeq and is a predicted model, not a curated record. Bases 38 to 2827 code for a protein of 929 amino acids. NCBI's taxonomy places the organism in Eukaryota, Metazoa, Chordata, Actinopteri, Osmeriformes, Osmeridae. The transcript is spliced from 13 exons. Gene Ontology annotation, biological process: positive regulation of peptidyl-serine phosphorylation; small GTPase-mediated signal transduction.
GAGAAAGAGGAAGACAAGAAGCAGGAGGAGAAGUAGGAUGAAGCAUCUGGCCAUCUCUAAGUGGCUGAGCCAGCUGGGGCUGCCACAAUACUGCACCCUGCUAGACGAGGAGUACGAUGGAGUGGAGGACCUACUCCACCUGACUGAGUUGGAUCUGCAGGAGCUGGGAGUUCAUAACCACAUGCACCGUGUCCACCUGCUAACCUCCAUCCAGAUACUGCAGGAGAGGGAGAGGAGGAGAGAGCUGAGAGCCAUGGCAGAGAGCCGCUUCGCCAGCCUGCCACGGAGCCUGGCGUCCCACAGCGCCCGCCACGCCACCCUCGCCGCCUCCAUGGACCUCCUGGGGCCCCGGCCCGCCCUCCCGGGCCCCCUGCCGCCCCCCCGGGGGUACCACGCCCUCUCCAUCCAUGGGACCCUGCCCAGGAGGAGGAAAGGCGUGGCCGGCCCCGGCCCCGCCUCCCUGUACCCCUGGGAUAUGCCACUUCCUGGUUCUGAGCCCGCCCGCCUGGCCUCGUCCCCCCUCAUCCACCACGUCAUAGAGGAGGACCAGGGGUAUCACACUGGAGGAGGCAAGACGCUCAGGAGCACCGGCAGCAGUGUGGAGACUCUGGACUACGUCAAGUUCUCCAAGGAGAGGGUCCUGAUGGAGGGUGCUGCUGACAAGCUGAGGAAGGAGCUGGAGGAGGAGCUGAAGACAAGCAGCGAGGAGCCCAGGAGCCACGCCUGGUACCAUGGCCCCCUGCCACGCCAGGCGGCGGAAGCCCUCCUCCAGAGAGACGGGGACUUCCUGGUUCGUGACUCCUCCUCCAGCCCGGGCUCCUUCGUGCUCACCUGCCAGUGGCGCGACGCUCCGCAACACUUCCGCAUCACACGUCGCCUGGUGGCGCUCAACGAGGCCUACGUCCGCCAGCACUUCCUGUUGGAAGGCGGGACUUCCUGUUCCCAGGCCUUCGACAGCCUGCCCGCGCUGGUGCGCUGCUACGUGGGCAACAGGACGCCCGUGUCCCAGGUGGUGGGCGCCGUCAUCUUCCAGCCAAUCACGCGCGGCCUCCCGCUCCGCUGCCUGGCGGAGAAGUACGAAGGGGAGGCGGGGCUGAGCCUGCCGGAGAGGCGGAGCCAGGCGGCCAAGCGCCUCAGCCUCAACCUCGUGAACGGACACGCCCAGGAUAGCGCCCUGGGCCGAGGGGCACUGCUGAGGACCCAGGACAGGUGUGGUAGUCAGCCUGCCUGUCUCAACCAGGUACAGGAGAAACGCCGCCCUCUAAAGACCCACCAAUCAGAGAGCUUUCUUCCUCUGGGCCCCAGGCCGUGCGGCCCGCCCCCCCCCCAGCAGCUCCUCCUCCCCAGGUGUGCGGUGGUGCGGACGGGCAGCGAGCCCGUCCUCAGCCCCACCCAGCACCGCAGACUGACCCCCGACCUCCAGCCCGCCCAGGCCAUCCGGGGGUCCGACAGCCAGCUGUGCCCCAGGCCGCCCCCCAAGCCCAGCAAGGUGGCCCCCCUCCGCAUGCCCCGCUCCCCUCGCCUCCUCGUCCCGGCGCCCCCGCCCUCCCAGCCGCCCCCCUCCACCCAACCCGCCCUCACCCCUCCCGCCCCGCCCCCUAAGCCCCGCCCGGCCCAGGCAGAGACCGCGGCCCCAAGCCCGGAGGUGGCCUGCGGCGCGCGCGCCCCCUGCAGCCCCGCCCCCUCGCCCGUCGGCUACGUCGAUAGGCUGAAGUCGGAGGAGAACGGGAGGACGCGAUUGGACAGGAGCUCCUACCACCACGCCAUCGCCGCCCUGGAGAACGGCAGCGACGAAGAGGAGGGGGGAGAGAGGGGUGGAGCGAGGGAGGAGGAGGAGGGGGGCGGCGAGCGGGAGGAGGAGGAGGGGGGGAGAGGUCAGCGGUGGCCGGUGUUUGAGACGGAGUCGUCGUUCUGCCCGGGGGGGUUCGAGUCCCACCUGCUCCCGCGGGAGAACAAGCCCCUGGAGAUGAGCGUCCUCAGGGCGGCAAAGCAGCUGCUGCUCUCACACACGCACCUCAGCAUCGCCAAACACAUGCUGCUGGCCGACUGCCAGGUUGCUAGGAUACUGGGCGUGUCUGAAGAGAUGAAGGGUCAGAUGGGCGUGUCGUCGGGCCUGGAGCUGGUCACGCUGCCCCACGGCAGACAGCUACGCCUUGACCUGAUGGAGAGGCACCACACCAUGGCGAUCGGUGUUGCCGUGAAUAUUCUGGGAUGCACGGGCAGCAUGGAGGAGAGAGCCUCGACGCUGAACCGCAUCAUCCUGGUUGCCAUGGAGCUGAAAGAUGCUCUGGGAGACCUCUUUACUUUCUCCUCCAUCAUGAAGGCCCUGGACAUGCCCCAGAUCGCCCGUCUGGACCACACCUGGACUACACUGAGACACAGCUUCACCCAGACAGCCAUUACCUACGAGAAGACCCUCAAACCCUUCUACAAGGCUCUCUAUGAAGGCACAGCGGAGCUGGCUGGCGCCGGCAGGGCGAUGCCCCUCCUGAUACCGCUGCUGAACCUGAUGGAGCGAGGGGGCGUGGCCUGCGAGGGGGCGGAGCCCUGGGAGCAGGGCUGCGACGUCAUGCUGCGCCACCUGGAGGACGCUCGCAGAGUGGCGCAGGACUCCGCCUCCUACACCUCCUACGCCCAGACCGUCCUGCAUGGGUUCAGGGCGGAGGAGGGCCUCCUGGAAGUGUUCAGGACAGACUUCCAGCAGCGUCUGCUGUGGGGCAGCCGAGGAGCCAGCGUGGCCCAGGAGGAGCGCCACGCCAAGUUCACCCUCAUCCUCACCGCCCUGUCACGCAAGCUGGAGCCGGCCGUCACACACACCGAGCUGUGACCGGCCCCAACACACACACACACGCGGGUCCCCCUACCUCCAGCGGGCUAACACUGUCUGUGUGUCCAGCCCUAACCACACCCCCCUCAAACCACACUUCUAACUCCCUCCCCCAGCCCUAACCACACCUCCAGCCCCCCCAAACCUACCCCCCCCAGCCCUAACCACACCUCUCACCCACCUCCAGCCCCCCCAAACCUACCUCCCUCCCCCCCAGCCCUAACCACACCUCUCACCCACCCCCAGCCCCCCCAAACCUACCUCCCUCCCCCUCCCAGCCCUAACCAAACCUCACACCCACCUUCAAAGGGUCACAGACGCCUUAUCAGCAUGCCUGUCCUGCUAGACUGUAAUAUAUCCACCUUCAAAUGUAAAAAAGAAGAAAAGAUAUCUAAAAUGUUACUUACUGUAAAAUAAGACUUGUGAAUGAAUUUGAAUAUGUUUAUAUGGUCGAUUUGUGAAUAAAGGAGAGAACGUCCGUUCUCCACACGGACAGAU